This is a messenger RNA of Schizosaccharomyces octosporus yFS286, 643 nucleotides long. RefSeq names its product 60S ribosomal protein L30. Bases 68 to 397 code for a protein of 109 amino acids. Gene Ontology annotation, cellular component: cytosolic large ribosomal subunit. The transcript is spliced from 2 exons. The record is from RefSeq and is a predicted model, not a curated record. Lineage: Eukaryota; Fungi; Ascomycota; Schizosaccharomycetes; Schizosaccharomycetales; Schizosaccharomycetaceae. Gene Ontology annotation, molecular function: structural constituent of ribosome; RNA binding.
AUUUUUCACUCGGAAUAGAAACUUACUACAUUUGCUUUUGUGAUACCUUCUACCAGCAUCAUUCAAAAUGGCAUCUGUGGUUACCAAGAAGGGAAAAAAGAGCGGAGAUACCCUCAACUCCAAGCUUGCCCUCACUAUGAAGAGUGGCAAGUACGUCUUGGGCUACAAGUCUACCUUGAAGACUCUCCGCUCUGGUAAGGCCAAACUCAUCUUGAUUGCCGGCAACUGCCCUCCCCUCCGCAAGUCCGAGCUUGAAUACUACGCUAUGCUUUCCAAGGCUAAUGUUCACCACUAUUCUGGUUCUAACAUUGAUCUCGGUACCGCUUGUGGUAAGCUUUUCAGAGUCGGUGUUUUGGCUAUUACUGACGCUGGUGACUCUGACAUUUUGGAUGCCUAGACAAAAUGAAUAAAUUUUUAAAUUUUCAUAAUUUAUUGUUUAGUAUGAGUUUGGAAAAGUGUUGUGAAGAUUUUAAAUGUACUAGUAAUUUUUCACUGUGUGUAUGGUAGCAACUAUUAGAGACGAUACGCUUUGCAUAUUGAGCCCAGCCUAUAGCUGAUUUAUUUAUAAUUACACUAUCCUCAUUGUUAUAUGCUAGGAUGCCCUGGAUAGUCUUUCUUUAGCGAAUAAAUAAAUAAACGUACG